Molecule: messenger RNA, 1077 nt
Organism: Malassezia japonica
Lineage: Eukaryota; Fungi; Basidiomycota; Malasseziomycetes; Malasseziales; Malasseziaceae
Exons: 2
Coding region: 1-1077 (358 amino acids)
Biological process (GO): transcription initiation at RNA polymerase II promoter
Cellular component (GO): transcription factor TFIID complex
Molecular function (GO): protein heterodimerization activity
Source: RefSeq, a predicted model, not a curated record
AUGGGCGUGACGACGUACCGGCCGCCCGGCCGCGCAAAGCCGGAUCUCGGCAUGCCCGACGCAGAGUAUGUGAUCCACGAGCUGCUGGUGCGUAUUGCGCAGCAGUGUGGGUACGAAGGCGCGCAAUCGAGCGCGAUCCGCCGCAUGACCGAAUUGGUCGACGACUUCUUGAUGACCCUCACGCGGAGCGCCUCACAGCUUGCUGCGCAGUCGAAUAGGCAGUCGCCGACGGUGCAUGAUGUGCUGUAUACCUACGAGUACCUCGGCAUCGACGGGCCGUCGCUUAUGUCGUACGCCCGCGAAGCCGGCGAGCACAGCGCCGAGCGUACCCGCCUCCGCCUCCCGCAGGCGCGCCGCGAGACGGAGGAGUGGGCGGACCCCAUGGCUGAGUUUCUCCCGUCCGACGACGAGGACGAGGACGAAGAAAAGGACGAAAAAUCCGUGUGGAAAAAACUCAUGAACGAUGUCGUGCCCGAUCAUUUGCCGCCGCAGCCCCCGCGCCACUGCUGGAUGUUUACGCCAGUGUAUGCGACGCAGAUGCUGUCGGAGCUGCCGAUGAUGCAGCUGGUGAACCGCAAGCUCGAUAACGCACGCCUCGUCGAGACGUCGCUCCGGCGACUGAUCCGCGAGACGGAUAAGGCCGCCCUGCCCGAGCUGCAGCUCAAAGAGGGUGAGGACGCCAAGAUCGAAGAGAUCGAGACGACACAGACGUCCGCUCCUGCGCCGCCCGUGCCCUCGGAGCCCGCGAAGUCGUCCGAGCCCGCCGCCACGGAGCCUGCGGCACCGGCCGGGCCGUCCCCGGCCGCGGAGCCAGCCGCGGCGCCGUCGCAGCCUGAACCCGCCCCCGAUACCACCCUGACUGAAAAUGCGGCGCAGGUGCACGCGCCGCUGCCCCCUGUGGCCCUGGAUACCAAGAAACCCCUGCUGCGUGCGGUAAACUACAAGUCGAGCUGGUACGCCUCGCUGGGCGCCAACGAUAGUCGCCUGCCGAGCGCGAACCUGUACACGGCGCGGCUGCGCGGCGGUGCUGACGAAGGCAGCGUCGCCAAGCGCCCGCGCCGCUUCGUAGUGCAAUGA